AUUGUUUGGGACUCAUAAUUAUACAUACAAAUGGAUGGAAUUGAAAUUGCUUCGGACCUAGAAAAAAAUAUUCCAAGAAAUUAUGGAAGUUCAACUUCAAAUCACGAUUCAGGAGUUCAAUUUGAUGAAAUUAAACAUAAUAAAAGUAAAAUAAAGCGAAAGAGAAAGAAGAAAAAUAAAAGUAAAUCAAAAAAUGUGAACAAUAUAGAAAUAAAUAGUGAGAAUGAUGAAGGAAUUUUGGAAAAUGAGUCCGAUAAAACAGAUGACAUUAUUAUUGAAUAUAUACCUGAAAUUCCAGAACUUGAUCCAUAUGAUCCAAAUUAUAGACACUUUCUUAAAGUGUUUAACAAUUUUAAGCUAACAUCAGAGGCUAUAAAUAAUCCAAAAGGUUAUGCAUCAAGAUUGAAUGAUCCUUUAGCAAAAUCACAUGAGUUUGUUAGAGUAAAUAAAUUAUCAAAUAUACAUCAAUUGAAAGAAGCUCCAGUAUUUGAAGAAAAAGAUGACGAUGAUGAUUUAUUGAAAAAGAAAAAAGAUUAUCCAACUAUUGAUGAAGAAGGGGAUGAAAAGCCUGAAAAACUAUCAAAGAAAAAGUGGAAAAAACUGAAUCGAUUGUCUGUUGCGGAAUUGAAGCAAUUAGUUAAGAGACCUGAUGUAGUCGAGAUGCAUGAUGUAACUUCCCAUGACCCCAAGUUACUGGUUACCUUAAAGGCUACUAAAAACACAGUUCCAGUUGCCAGACAUUGGUGCUAUAAGCGCAAAUACUUAGCUGGGAAGAGGGGGUUUGAAAAAUCUCCAUUUAACUUGCCUGAUUUUAUUAAGAAAACUGGGAUCAUGGAAAUGAGGCAAGCUCUCCAAGAAAAGGAGGAUCAUUCAUCCUUAAAAUCUAAAAUGAGAGCCAAAAUAAGACCUAAAAUGGGAAAAAUAGACAUAGAUUAUCAAAAGCUUCAUGACGCCUUCUUCAGGUGGCAAACUAAACCCAAAAUGACGAUUCAUGGAGAUCUGUACUUCGAAGGUAAAGAAUUAGAAUUACAACUGAGAGAAAAGAAGCCUGGAGAUUUAUCGGAUGCUCUAAGAGAAAGUCUGGGAAUGCCGACUGGAAUGGGUUGUGAGAAGGUUGCCCCACCUUGGCUCAUAGCUAUGCAACGUUAUGGCCCACCUCCAUCCUACCCUGAUCUCCGCAUUCAAGGACUCAACGCCCCUAUACCAGAGGGUUGUUCCUUUGGAUACCACAUGGGUGGGUGGGGUAAACCUCCCGUCGAUGAAUUUGGCAAUCCCCUCUAUGGAGAUGUUUUCAAUACCCGGGCUCACGAGUACAAAGGUGCCCCCGUGGAUGAAGAAGUUGAUAAAACCCCAUGGGGCGAACUUGAAUCUGGAAGCGAGGACGAAGAAGAAUCUAGUGAAGAUGAAGCUAUUAAGCUGCCCAACCAGAAUAUCGAAGGUGCCAAUAUGGGCGGACUGAUUACACCCUCUGAGCCUGGCUUGAUAACCCCUUCGGGUCUCGCCUCUACGCCCAUGAUAGGAAUUGGAGGAGGCUUACAGACACCAGAGGUGAUCGAGCUGAGGAAGAAAAAACAAACCAUAGAACAUGAAAUGGAGGCGGGGAGCGAAAUUCCCACACUAUACAAAGUUUUACCUCAAAAGGCGUCGUCAAACCCUAAUGCUGACUUUUUGGCAUCCUCCCAUGUCUACGAUAUGAGUUCGCUUAGCGUUCAAUCCGGUCUUCUCUCUUCCUCUCUGCUUACCCCUAACCCAUCAGGUCUAGCUUCUGUUCCUAGUGGAAUCAAAAGCGGUCUUCCAGGAGCUGUUGAAAUAUCGCUAGCCCCGGAAGAAUUAGAUCUUGUAAAUACACGUGACGCCUUGUCACAGCGUUAUGAAAGACAACUUAGGGCUAGUAAACAACAAGCCCAAGCCAGGAACGUUGGAAGCACAGGAUUAGGAACAGGUACAAUGUCUGGAACAACUUCUGGCAAGGCAGGGGCUGCUGGUGAUGAUGAAGAUGAUGAUGAUCUCUCCGACAUGGUAGCCCAACACGCUGCCAGGCAAAAGAAUAAAAGGAAAAAACAACAAGAAAAAGAAGUUAAAGCUAGUAACAAGAAAUAUAAAGAUUUCAAAUUUUAAAACAUUCGCCUGAUUUUAUUACAAUGUAGAUAUUCCUUGAAAUGAUUAACCAUUUUAUAUUUAUUCAUUUUUAUAUACAAUAAAGAAUUUAAUUUUUA
Gordionus sp. m RMFG-2023 is the source of this 2216-nucleotide messenger RNA. Its product is annotated as splicing factor 3B subunit 2-like. The coding region runs from base 31 to 2118 and encodes 695 amino acids. Gene Ontology annotation, cellular component: nucleus; U12-type spliceosomal complex. The transcript has 16 exons. NCBI's taxonomy places the organism in Eukaryota, Metazoa, Nematomorpha, Gordioida, Chordodea, Parachordodidae. The record is from RefSeq and is a predicted model, not a curated record.